Molecule: messenger RNA, 2288 nt
Organism: Scylla paramamosain (green mud crab)
Lineage: Eukaryota; Metazoa; Arthropoda; Malacostraca; Decapoda; Portunidae
Gene: Dhap-at
Product: dihydroxyacetone phosphate acyltransferase-like
Exons: 15
Coding region: 1-2223 (740 amino acids)
Biological process (GO): phospholipid biosynthetic process; triglyceride biosynthetic process; ether lipid biosynthetic process
Cellular component (GO): mitochondrial membrane; peroxisomal membrane
Molecular function (GO): glycerol-3-phosphate O-acyltransferase activity; glycerone-phosphate O-acyltransferase activity
Source: RefSeq, a predicted model, not a curated record
AUGGAGAUAAGAUUGAUUUCCGCUGGUCAUGGCGGGACCGAAGUGAGGGCGCCGCAUUAUCUCACAACACAGCAGACGACGUCCACCCUUUCCACACUGCCUAAAUUAUCCCAUCCUUAUGAAAGGGUGUAUACUUCGACUACAAACUAUUCAGUGACCUCUUGUGACCUGAGCCCAGGUGUUGGGUGCACCAUGGAGGCCCAUAUGUGUCUUUCCCCAGCACCCAGAAAGGUCAAGGUCACAGAGGGCUAUGUUGACCUGCUGGCUGAGAGAAGAGACACCAGUGACCUACGGUGGGCAAUAAGGGAGUGGCAGUCAAGGGGAGACUAUCGCUAUGGCUGCAACAUGACCCGCAAGGAGAUUUUUGACCAUGUGAUACACUCUGACCGUGUCCGGCACACUAUAAGUAAGCUGGUGGAAGAAGGUGGUGAUGGCAAGGCACUUGAGGCUGAAGUAGAGGAUAUCCUGGAGCAGAUGGGCCACACACAGGAGCUUGGGGUCAUCCGUCAGUUUGCUUUCGUGUUGCCAAAGAUCAUGAAGAAGAUCUAUGGUAAAGUUCUCAUCAAUGAAGAUGGCAUAGAGAAGCUACGAAAUACCCAUGUGGAAACUCCUGUGGUCUUGCUGCCAACUCAUCGCUCUUAUGCUGACUUCCUUCUGGUCUCCUAUAUUGCCUACCACUACAACCUGCCACUCCCUGUCAUAGCUGCAGGCAUGGACUUCAUGAACAUGGCUGUAAUUGGGGACAAAUUGAGGGGGUCAGGUGCCUUUUACAUCCGCCGCUCCUUCAUGGACAAUCCUUUAUACUGGGCAGUCUUUCAGGAGUAUGUGCAGACCAUUGUUGAGUACACAGGUGCGCCUCUUGAGUUCUUCCUGGAAGGGACGAGAAGCAGGAGCGGCAAGUCACUGCCACCAAAGAUUGGCUUGUUGGGUUGCGUGUCUGAGAUCUGGCUUAGGGGCAGACUACCAGACCUUGCCAUUAUACCCAUUAGCAUCUCUUAUGACCGCACGCUGGAGGAGAAACUUUAUGCUUAUGAGCUCCUUGGGAUCCCCAAACCACCUGAAUCAACCUCAGGCCUGUUGAAAGCCACUAGCAUCCUGAAGGAGAGUUUUGGAGACAUCUUCAUUCACAUGGGUGAGCCAGUGUCCCUGAGGAGCUACUUGGGACCACGGGUUGACAGGCACCUGAGUGCAUCCAUUCCUGCCCACCUGGCUUCUGUCACUAGAAGUGAGUUGUGUGCAUGUGAGGGUCUUGGUUACCACAUUCUGCGCCAGAUUCAGCAAGGCGCUGUGACAAGUGUGUGGAGUGUGGUGUGCAUACAGCUGGCCCGUUCCCUCCACGGUGGCUGCUGGUCACUCCCUUUGGCAACCCUGGUAAAGGAGGUGGCCUGGCUUAUUGGUAUACUUAGGAGGACUGGCGCUGCUGUGGCCCUUGAAGGCACUGUGGAGGAAGCUGUGGUGAGGAGCCUGAGUGUACACAAACAGCUAGCAAGUCUUGGGGAGGACAGAGUUGUGUAUAUCUCAAGAAUACACCAGGCAGACUCACAUCCACCCACCACACAGAAGAAGCUUAAUUUGUCUGCUGCCACUGUGGAAAGUGCUGUCACCCACCUCAUGCUGCAGCAUUACAUCAACCAGGCCAUCCAUCUUCUUAUCCGUCCCGCACUGGUGGCACUAGCUCUCCAUUCCCUCCUCCAUGAAACUAACACUCCACACACUGAAAACUUGAAGGAGAGGUUUGCAUUCCUACGAUCUCUGUUUUGGUUUGACUUCAUCUUCGAGAAGGAAGUAGAGGGCAGGGACUUCAUGGAGGGGCUGUCAGUGCUGACAUGGAGUGGGGAGGUGAGUGUGGUGCAGGAGCAGGUACAGAUGAUGCGGAGUGAUAGUCCAUUCAUCACCACUCUGCUCCACCUCCUCUCUCCCUUCACCCUCACCUACUCCUGCACUGCCAUCACUCUGGACUCACAGGUGUGGGAGGACAAUGGCUUGCUUGUGACAGCCAUCCAGAGCCAAGUAGAGAGGUGCAUUGGCUCUUCAGGGCUUUACUCAGCACUCUCCCUUGAUUCCAUUCGUCAUUCCAUUCGGGCCUUCACUAAGUUGGGUAUAGUUACCAGGACCACCAGUGUGGAUGGACAGGCAAGACUUACAUCAGAUCAACAAAAAUUGGCAUCAGUUGUAAAUAUACUUGGCACUAAACAAGACAAGCAUUUGCAGGCCAGGUUAUAGCUCUGCUAAGUCCAACAGCUUAUUGGUGCAUGGCAAAUGAUGAGGAAUAAAGGAGUUGACAGAGA